CUUUUCAUUUUUGCCAAACUAUUUAAUUUUAGACUUAGUGGAAGACGUGGGUUUUCGUAUCCACAUCAGUUUGUAGGGAUUUGGCGUUCUGGCUGAAGUAGUGAAGAACAUCCAGCCUUCCGCAGAUGCGGGGAGCGUGGGGGACACCUCCAGGAGCCUGGGCACGGUCCCAGGAGGGGCCAGGAGCUCCCGAGAGGGUUUGGAAGCCCGGCUGAGGACUGAGGUGUUUGGGCUUCGGGGAUGCUCCGAGCACCCGCCGGCCCCACCCCGCCCCACGGGGGCCCCUGCGCCUGCUGGGGGACGGAGACUCUUUCCACCCUUUUUAUGGGCCCGUAAAGCCCAAGGCAAGGGGGAUAUAAGGCCGGCCGAGCAGGAGCAGGGCCGGAGGGGUGGGCGGCAGGGCGAGGCUCGGUUGACCCAGGCGGACGGGAUGAAGCCCCGAGGUGGAUGUGUCGGGAUCCUGCUCUGCACCCUGCUGGGCGCUGCCUUGGGGUCCCGCGCGCGGUGCUUCGACUGCGGGGCCGGCCCGGGCGGCGGCUGCGCGCACAGCGUGACCACCUGCGGCGAGGGCGAGCGCUGCGGCUUCCUGGAGCGCACCCCGCAGGCCAGCGUGGGGCAGCUCAAGCUGAACCUGACCUUGAGACAGCACCAGCCAGCCUGCGUGGCCAUCCAUCGCUGCAACCAAGUGGAAACAGAGUCGGUGGGAGACCUGACGUACACCACCCUCAGGGACUGCUGCGUGGGGGACCUGUGCAACGGCGCCGUGCCCAGCAGCCCGGCCCCCGCGUGCGUCCUGGCUGCCGCGGUCACCACCCUGACCUGGCUUUUGGCAGGACUGUGGAUCGGGUAGCGGGCUCAGGGGCGGGGAAGGGAGCACGGGGGCUCUGAGCAUCUGAGAAGACAAGCAUUCCUCGGUGAGCCAUUAAAAUCUGUCGGCUCUUCUGCAGCUGACUGGAAAAAUC
This is a messenger RNA of Chinchilla lanigera (long-tailed chinchilla), 962 nucleotides long. RefSeq names its product lymphocyte antigen 6 complex, locus G6D (gene Ly6g6d). Lineage: Eukaryota; Metazoa; Chordata; Mammalia; Rodentia; Chinchillidae. The transcript has 3 exons. The record is from RefSeq and is a predicted model, not a curated record. Gene Ontology annotation, cellular component: external side of plasma membrane. Bases 431 to 850 code for a protein of 139 amino acids. Gene Ontology annotation, molecular function: acetylcholine receptor inhibitor activity. Gene Ontology annotation, biological process: acetylcholine receptor signaling pathway.